AAAAUAUGGCAUCUCUGAUGAUUUCGCGGGCUAUCAUUCUUUUGCAAUAAUUUGUUGUGCUUGUAGUCGGUGGUGACAUACUAAGUUUUGUCUUUUAAUGUACACGAAUAUACAAAAUGGAUCUCGUCGGUCCACAGAUUUUAAAAAAUUCUUUAUCAGAGGAUGAGUUAAAACACAUACCAUCAGAAACUCAAGAAAAAUUGAUAACGCUUAUUAACAAAUGUUCGGAUGCAUUUUACAAAGGAAAAGCUGCUAUCAAUCGCCUCGAUGAAAAUGAACAAAAAGUUGAGGAGCUGCAAUCCCAAGUACAGAAUUACGAAGUGAAAUUAAGAGACUGUAAUCAAAAUAUUGACGAACUGCGAAAUCAGUUAGACAAAGUCACUCAAGAACGCCUACAAUUAAAUGAGUCUAUUUGUUCCUAUGAAAAAGAUCUUGCUACAUUACGUAUUGCAAAAAAUUCAAUUGAUGAACCUCGAGAUUCAUUGCAAACUUUCAUUGUAAACGCGAAAUGUGAAGCUUUAGCAUAUGUGGAAGAAAUUAAAAGUAAAGAAGCUGUUCAUGACUCUAAAGAGAAACACAUUGAACAGGAACGUACAAUGCUAAAUAAUAGGAUAAAAACUUUAAAUGACGAGUUAAGUAGGACCAGUUUAGAAUUACACAAUAUUCAAAGUAAAACUACAACUGAAACUCUACUUAUUGAAACCCGCUUGAAUAAAAAAACGGAAGAAUUAAAAAUUGUUCAGGAUCAAUGUGAACAAUAUAAGCAAAUGAUUGCCGCACUAACUCAAAAUAUUCAAGAUUUAAAUACAAAAAUAUUAAAACAAAAUGAAGAAACCAGUAAGAUGAUGGAAUUUUAUAAAAAAGAGUUAGAAGCAAAAACAAAAUUAGCUGAUUUGUAUGAAAGUGUUUCGGACGAUUCAAAUGUUGAAAAGAAUGAGUUAAAAAACGCUGUAACGAACUUAAGACAAAUGCUGAUUGAUGCAAGUGAUCAAUGUGGUGAAUUGAAAACAAAAUUCAAAGUGACUGUAGUCAAGCUGGAUCAAUUAAAAGAGGACAAGGAUAAGGUCAUUGAAUCAUUGAAAAUCCAAUUAAAACAUGCAAACGAACUUAUGAAACAAAAAGCAGAUGACGAUGUUGACCAUGCAAUUUCAAAAAUUGCCCCAUCUGCUGCUGUUGCUAGUCGACUUAUUAGAAGUGAUAUAUCGCUUACCGAAUUAUACUCUCUUUAUGAAAAUACGUCUGAAGAUUUAGAAAAGCAGAAACGCGAAAACUCUCGUCUACAGUUAGAGUUUAAUAAUAUUGUACAAGACUUAAAUCGUAAAAAGGGCGAAAUGGAAGAGAUUAUCACUAGUCAGAAUAAUCAAAUAAAACGUAAAGUUAAUGAUUUAAGCCGGCAAGUGUGUUACCUAUUGAAAGAACUAGAACAUUUGCGAAUGGGUAUUACUAACAAUGGUCCAUCAAUAAUUUGUGGAGGUCUCUCAACUACAGAUGAUGUUAUAACUAAAAAACUUGUAACAUUUAACAGUAUAACUGAAUUACACGAAAAUAAUCAGAAGUUAUUAAUUCUGGUGCGAGAUUUAAGUACAAAAUUAGAGGAAUCGGAAAAUGUGCGACUAGAAAUUAACGAAUCAUAUUAUAAGGAAAAAAUAGAUAAUUACACAGCGAAAAUUCAAAGCAUGCAAGAAACCAUAAAUCAACAGGCGAACACGAUUUCCACAUUAUUAGAAAAAACUGAACGAUAUAAAAAAAUGUGCUUUAAAUCGCAGAAAGAAUUUGAAAUAUCUGCUGAAGAAAAUUUUAGUGACUUAGAAGAUGGAAAUUAUGACAGCAUUAUAGCAAAGCACGAACAGAACCUGCAACACAUAAAAGAUGAACUUUCAAAAACUAAAAAGCGAUAUUCAUCAGCUGAAACAGAAAUGAAACUUUUGCGCAAUAAAAAUAAUUCGUUAAAAAAUACGAUCACUCGAUUACAAUCGGAAAAAGAAAUUUUUUAUCGUGAUCAACAAAAUCAAAAUCAUUUACUUAAUAAUAUAGAACUUAUUAAAACGAAUUUAGAACGUUCUGAAAUGGUAGGGCGGGCAGGGAUGGAACAGCGUUUAGAUAACACUGUACGGGAACUUUCUGCACAACGUCGACCGUUUCAAGAAGAAGAAGAUCGCUUCCGUGAAAUGAUCAAUAGUUAUAAACGACAGGCGGCAGAUAAAGCGAAAAUGUGUAUGGAGGAAGAAAAGCAGCAAGCAGAAAAAUUACGCACUUAUAUUGUUUCACUACGAGAAGAAAUAGCUAUAAAAUCAAAUUCAAUUGAUGACCUCAGCAAAAAAUUACAAGAAAGCUUAACACCGUCAAGUAAUGAUAAUCCUAUUACAGUAGCAAAUAAAAAAGUGAGAGAAUUAGAAAUAAGAUGUGAAGAAGCUAAAAUUGAAAUAAAUUCACUUCAAACCGAAUUAACUAAUUCGCGCGCACAUACAGAACAACUAUUUAAAAUGUCACAAAACGCGGAAGCAGAAGUUACAAAAUUACACGAAAUACAUUCAGUUUAUUGUACUAAAGCAGAAAAAGAAAUUGCAGAGUUAAAGGGUUCUGAACUCGAUUUAAAGACGAAAAUCACUGAACUUGAAUCAGAAAUACAGCUGUCAACAAUUCCGGAAAAUCCAACAACAUCUGGUAUUGAACAACUAACUAAGGUACAAGAUAAACUAAAAGAGAAUAAUGCCGAGCAGGAGUCCGUUAAAACAGCAUACGAUGAAUUGAAAAAAGCUUAUAAAGAUUCCAUAAAAUCGUAUCAAACUGAGCGAGAAGAAUAUGAAAAUCGUCUUAGUAUUAUAAAUAAUAUGAAUUCAAAUCUUCAUAGUCAAAUGGAAGCAUUAACUAACAAACUUUCACUUGUAACUCAGGAUAGUAAAACGUCAAUUUCACCUAAUUCAUCUGCGAUAGAUAUUUCUGUUCUUGAUAAUAGUCAAGCAAAUAUUGAUGAAGACAACAAAACCAACGAACAACUAUGGCAAUUUAUUAAAUUUUUGCGUAAAGAAAAAGAUAUAACUUUAGCAAAACUAGACAUUCUGAAGGCUGAGAAUGCACGUCUGUUGUCAGAACAAGAAAUUCUACAAAAAAAAGUCAAUGACUUAACUGAAUUUCUUAAUAAUGUCUUAGUAGUGUGUGCAACAAAACACGAGGAAAUUUUGAGAAAAAUUAAGCCGUUUGAUGCAUUGACUGAUAGUAAUCGUGUCUUACGUGAAGAAAGAAAUUCAUUAUAUGCCCGAAAUAAGGAGCUUAAUGAAAAAAUAAGUUCAAUUGAAGAGGAACUAUUUCCACUUCAAGCGCAAAAUCAUGAAUUUACGUUAAAAAUUGAGGAAUUAGUAUUAGAAAAUACAUCUGCAAAAAAUGAAGCUAUGAAAUGGCGCCAUCGAGCUAAUGCUUUAGUAGAGAAAACAAACAAAAAUCCAGAGGAAUUUAAAAGAUUGCAAAUGGAGAGAGAGAAUUUAGCCAAAAUGUUGACAAAUGAGAAGGAAAUUUUAAAACAAGCAACAGAUGAAAACAACAAUUUAAAGGCCGACUAUGUCCGAUUAGAGACUGAACUCGCUCUUUUAUCAAAACAAUUAGCAGCAUUAAGUGAGGAACAUAAAAAGGUUUCAGAUGAACUAGUGACUGCUAAAAGUACCAAUAGUCGAAUUAUGUUAGAGCUAAUGGAGUUAAAAAAUAAAAUUCUACAAAAGGAGGAAAUAAUUCAGAAACAUAUUGAAACUAUAGAGUUAAAAGAAGUUCAAUUACAAGAUGUAAAGAAUAAAGAAAUUCAAAUUCGUAAAAUAGCUAAACGAUAUAAGGAUUCAUAUUUAGAGUUAUCUAACAAAAGAAAUGCAUCAGAAGAAAAUACGGGACAAAAUGCUAUGCAAACUUCAACAAAUAACACUAGUGAAGGUAAUGAAGGUUUAAGUAAUUUAUCUUCAUUGAAUGCAGAAAUCGACAGCUUUCGAAUCUUAAUAGAGAAACUUAACGGAGAACUCCGACAACUCGACGAUGAAAAACAAAAACUUCAAAAAAAAUAUGAUGAUUUAAAAAAUACAUUAGGUGAAGUUAAAGCGCAAAAUAGUGGUCUCUCAGACGCAAAAAUGACACUAACUCAAGAAUUAUUAACAAUCAAAACUAAAUUCCAAGCAUCUGAAGAUAAGCUUAUUCAGAUUACGAAUCAAUAUGAAGAAACUAUAACUCGUCUUGAAAAAGAACAAGUAGAUCAAAAUAUUUCAAAUAAAGAUUUAGUUGCACGGUUAACCCGCGACAAUGAAUCAUUAACUGUUUGUCUAAAUAAUCUUAAUCGUCUACUUGGACCUCAGCAGUCUGCAAAAGCAAGUACAAGUUCUAUUGCAAACUCCGAUAAAUGUUCAAUUUCAGACUCUUCACCACGUACCGCUAAUGUAAAACCUUUGUUGGGAUCCACAGUGCAACAGUCAGCUACAGUUACACCAUGGCGUGGAAGUGAAACACCUCUUGCUAGCUUUCGACUAAUAUCUGUGCAAAACAGCCGCUCGGCAGCUAUACUACCAAAUAGUCAACAAAUAGCAGCAAGUGGUUCUACAUCCUCUUCUACUACAGGAAGCGCCAGUAAUACAGCUCUAGUUCCACCACAACAGCAGGUACAUACAACUGCAAGUACAUCUGCAGAAUCGAUGUCAUCUUCUCCAACAUCAUCGCAUAUGGAUUAUAUGCCUUCAACAAGUUCAGCUUCGGUUGCAGUUGCUACUAUACCGUCCAUGGGUGCGAUUAACACUGCAGAAAGUUCUCAAGAAGCUGAAAGUGUUCAAUUAUCACAGCAAAAUGAUUCACAGCCGCAAGUAAGUGGUGGGCAAUCCCAAGUUGUAGCACUACUUUCACCUCGAGUCGAAGGUUCUAUUCAAAAUUCUCCUUCACCAAAUCCUCAAAUUCACCAAGAUUCUAAUAAUCAGCAGCCUAGUACUUCCGGCACAACUAGCUCUACUUCACAUAUUGCAGUAAGUAGCCAAAAUAGACAAACACCUUAUAGCAGCAAUGUAACAACUACACAUGCCGGAUCAUCUGGAGCUCACAAACGUCCCCGGGAUCUUGAUGGGGAUGCAUCUACGUGUACUGAGCAGUCUAAUGCAGAUAAACCUAAACGACCUAAACGUUUAAGGACACCAUUGCAUAAAAGUGAAGCCAAUUUAUUGGACGUAGAAUAUCAUGUACCAACUUCAUCACAACGGGAUCAAGAGGAUGAAAUUGUUGUCAUUGAUUCUAAAGAUGACGGUAGGGUAGGAAUUGAUGAUGGUCCAAUGGACGGUGAUACAGAACAUGCCUACGAAGAUUUAUAUGCACCUAAUGCAGAUUUAGGUGGAAACGAUGGUCGCAAAAUAAAAAUUGACAAUAAUGAAGUUGAUGUUGAUGAGUGCGUAGAAAGCCAAGCUGAAUAUUCGUCAAUCAAUGAUAAUCAAAGCACAGAAGCAAGUACAAGCCAAGCAGCUGCACAGCAAGAAAAACAUCAGCAAAGUCAAACCAUAACCAGCGGAAGUAUCGAAUCCAGUUCAAACAUCCAACAGCCACCUCCAACGCAGUGGAAACAACAAGCAUCGUCCACAUUUAACAGACAACAAAAAAUAACAAAUGUUGCAUCACCACAAGGCACAUCAACUAAAGUUCAUGAAGAUAACAAUAAAGAUGUAAUCGUUGGCAGACCCUCUGAUAAGUAA
Messenger RNA from Teleopsis dalmanni, 5696 nucleotides. RefSeq names its product nucleoprotein TPR-like. Lineage: Eukaryota; Metazoa; Arthropoda; Insecta; Diptera; Diopsidae. The coding region runs from base 117 to 5696 and encodes 1859 amino acids. The transcript is spliced from 3 exons. The record is from RefSeq and is a predicted model, not a curated record. Gene Ontology annotation, biological process: mRNA export from nucleus. Gene Ontology annotation, molecular function: structural constituent of nuclear pore. Gene Ontology annotation, cellular component: nuclear pore.